Molecule: messenger RNA, 405 nt
Organism: Fonsecaea erecta
Lineage: Eukaryota; Fungi; Ascomycota; Eurotiomycetes; Chaetothyriales; Herpotrichiellaceae
Exons: 2
Coding region: 1-405 (134 amino acids)
Biological process (GO): DNA replication
Molecular function (GO): single-stranded DNA binding
Source: RefSeq, a predicted model, not a curated record
AUGCCCCCCAUGUCACAGCGCACGUUCUCGACAACUCGCCCGUCUCAGCUCGCCCGCAUGACACUGGUGGGGAGACUCGGCGCAGACCCAGAACUCGCAGAGACCGGCAAGGGCCAAGUGAUCAAAUAUGUCGUGGGUUCUAGUUACGGACCGAAGGACAAUCGACAGACAUCGUGGUUCCGCGUCGCCAGUUUCGCACCCGAAGGGUCCCCCCAACGAGAUCUUGUGAUGGGAUUGAGCAAAGGGACACUGGUCUAUCUUGAAGGAGAUGCUACCAUGCGCACAUACGAGGAUUCGGACGGGAAGAAACAGAGCUCAUUGAGUCUGGUCCAGACAAAAGUGGAAGUUCUGAAACGACCGCAGCCGAAGGAAGAAGAGAUCGCACCAGGGAACGUCGGUGCUUGA